AGUCAGAAGUCAGCGGGCAAUGACAAACAUUCCCGUAUCUUCUUCUUUCUCUCUCUGUCUAUGCCACCACCGUUCACUUUUCCAAUUUUUUAGGCGCAACAAAAUCUUCACACUCUUUUACUUUCUUUCACUCUUUCUCUCUCCUCAAAUUGUUUGGUAUUAUAAUUGAGAACAAAAACCUAUCAAUUUUCAUUUUUCAACAUCAUCUUCUGCAAUUUCAAUGGCUUAUACAAGCUGUAACAUCUCCUUGAAUUCUGGGUUGAGUUUAAACUCUUUUAAUCAUCGGAAAUUUUCCCUUAAUUUCUUGCCUUGUAGUUUCAAAUGGGCGUUCACCAAUUUUACUCCUCCUUCUUGGAAACGGCAUGGGUCGUUUCGCCGUAGUAGCCUUGCUUGUGUCUGCUCUGACACUGUUCAGACAGAAGAGUUGCGAAAAAGGAGGUGUGCACCUUUACUAGAACACAACAUAUUAUCGAAUAAUAUGUUGCCGGGCUCUAGCGACUGGAAAGCAGUUCCUGAUAUUUGGAGAACAGCUGCAGAAAAGUUUGCUGAUCGGAUUGCUAUGAUAGAUUCAUAUCAUGAACCUCCUUUAGAGUUGACUUAUAAGCAGCUUGAGCAAGAAAUUUUGGAUUUCUCAGAAGGCCUACGAAUUGCCGGACUAAAGCCAGAUGAAAAGGUUGCCCUUUUUGCCGAUAAUUCAUGUCGUUGGUUAAUUGCUGAUCAAGGUACUAUGGCGAUGGGUGCUAUCAAUGUCGUGAGGGGCUCAAGGUCAUCCACAGAAGAACUGUUGCAAAUAUACAAUCAUUCUGAAAGUGUUGCACUCCUUGUGGAUAAUCCUCAGUUGUUUAAUAGAAUGACGGACUUGUUCGUUACCCAAGCAACAACGAAAUUCGUGGUUUUGCUCUGGGGAGAGAAAUCAGACUUGAACGCAGGAGAGUCUGAUAAACUUUCAGUUUUCAACUAUAGCGAUAUCAUAGCAAUGGGAAAAGAAAGUCGGAAACGUCUGGCUGAAUCUUAUGAUGCUAGGGAUCUUUUCAUUUACGAGACCAUAAGCUCUGAUGAUAUUGCCACACUGAUGUAUACUAGUGGUACCACGGGCAACCCAAAGGGUGUAAUGAUUACACACCGGAAUCUUCUACACCAGAUCAGGAGUUUGUGGGACGUUGUACCUGUUCAAGCGGGAGAUAAAUUUUUGAGCAUGUUGCCUCCCUGGCAUGCUUAUGAGCGAGCAGCUGAGUAUUUCAUCUUCUCACGUGGGGCAGAGCAAGUGUACACAACUGUGAAGAACCUGAAGGAGGAUUUGAAAAAGCAUCAACCUGAUUACCUGAUAGCUGUUCCAUUGGUCUAUGAAACACUCUACAGUGCGAUUCAGAAGCAGAUUGCUGCAAACUCUGCUGUUCAAAAGAUUAUUGUGCUGGCUUUCAUAAAGAUUAGCUUGCUUUACAUGGAGCUUAAGAAGAUUUACGAGGGAAAGUAUCUGGCUAAACAGCAACAGUCUUACCUCAUUGCAUUUGUGGAUUGGUUGUGGGCAAGAGUUGCUGCAGCAAUUUUGUGGCCGAUUCAUAAUUUGGCUAAGAUACUAUUGUAUCGUAAAAUCCAAUCUGCUAUUGGUAUAUCAAAGGCAGGCAUAAGUGGAGGUGGUAGUCUACCUGUGUAUGUUGAUAAGUUCUUCGAGGCAAUUGGAAUAAUAGUGCAGAAUGGGUAUGGUCUGACUGAAUCUUCUCCUGUAGUCGCUGCUAGACGACCGGCCUAUAAUGUUUUAGGAUCAGUUGGUCAUCCACUUAAGCAUACAGAGAUUAAAGUUGUACAUGCUGGUACUAAUGAAGUUUUAUCUCCUGGUUCAAAAGGCAUAGUCAAAGUUAGGGGGCCGCAGGUGAUGAAAGGCUAUUUCAAGAAUCCAUUUGCUACAAGGCAAGUUAAGGAUGACGAUGGGUGGCUGGACACUGGAGAUAUAGGGUGGAUUGCACCUUGUCAUUCAGUAGGGAGAAGUCGGCUUUGUGGAGGUGUUGUUGUUCUUGAAGGACGAGCCAAAGAUACUAUAGUCCUCUCAUCAGGUGAAAAUGUUGAGCCCUCAGAGAUUGAAGAAGCAGCUAUGAGAAGUAGACUAAUUGAACAAAUUGUUGUCAUUGGCCAGGACCAGCGGCGCCUUGGAGCUAUAAUCGUUCCGAACAAAGAAGAGGCUUUAGAGACAGCAAAGAAAUUGUCUGUUGUUGAUGCAGAUUCUACUGAAAUAACAAAGGAAAGGUUAACUAGCCUUUUGCGCGAGGACUUGAUGAAAUGGACUUCAAAGUGUUCAUUUCAAGUUGGUCCAAUUCUAAUCGUGGAUGACCCCUUCACGAUCGAUAGUGGUCUAAUGACCCCAACCUUAAAGAUACGAAGAGACGUAGUUUCAGUUAGAUAUAGAGAUCAAAUAGCAAAUUUAUACAAAUGAUGAAUAUACCAAGAGACAAAUUCCUAAAUCCAUUUAUGUUCUUUUCUUGUCAAUAUUUCUUGUAAAUAUAAUUGUCUUGUAAAUGUAAUUGUUAUUUUUGAAACCAAUGCUAGUUGUCAUGUUUAUUUAUAAUUUAUGUAUAUGUACUUGAGAAA
This is a messenger RNA of Spinacia oleracea (spinach), 2583 nucleotides long. Its product is annotated as long-chain-fatty-acid--[acyl-carrier-protein] ligase AEE15, chloroplastic. Gene Ontology annotation, cellular component: chloroplast. The record is from RefSeq and is a predicted model, not a curated record. Gene Ontology annotation, biological process: fatty acid elongation. Gene Ontology annotation, molecular function: long-chain fatty acid [acyl-carrier-protein] ligase activity. The transcript is spliced from 18 exons. Lineage: Eukaryota; Viridiplantae; Streptophyta; Magnoliopsida; Caryophyllales; Amaranthaceae. The coding region runs from base 221 to 2428 and encodes 735 amino acids.